Messenger RNA from Pogoniulus pusillus (Red-fronted tinkerbird), 2924 nucleotides. RefSeq names its product phospholipase C delta 4 (gene PLCD4). Gene Ontology annotation, biological process: phosphatidylinositol-mediated signaling; release of sequestered calcium ion into cytosol; lipid metabolic process. Gene Ontology annotation, molecular function: calcium ion binding; phosphatidylinositol-4,5-bisphosphate phospholipase C activity. The record is from RefSeq and is a predicted model, not a curated record. The coding region runs from base 165 to 2432 and encodes 755 amino acids. Lineage: Eukaryota; Metazoa; Chordata; Aves; Piciformes; Lybiidae. The transcript has 16 exons.
CACCCAGCGCCCCGGGGUGCCCCAGCUUGGAUUCCCCGUUGGGGUUUUUAACCUCGGGAUGCGCAAACCGUGCCCUGCUCUGCGGGUCCUGGCCCUGGGAGCGCCUGCGAACCACCGUUUCUUGAGAAGGGAACAGCAGCUGCCAGUGUGAAGGAGGCAGAACCAUGGCAUCGCUGCUGUGCAACGCCCGCAUCCAGCUUACAGACACGCUGGAGCAGAUGCAGCAGGGGACGCUGAUGCGCAAAGUCAAGUCCAAGAGCUGGAAGAAGCAGCGUUACUUCAAGCUGCAGGAUGACUGCAUGACCAUCUGGUACCAGUCCAAGAGGACAGGCAAAACUGAGUCUGCCUUCUCCAUCAGUGACGUGGAGACGGUGCGGGAGGGACACCAGUCGGAGGUGCUGCAAAGUCUGGCCGAGGAGUUCCCCCCUGAGCGCUGCUUCACCAUUGUCUUCUACGGCCGCCGCGGCAACCUGGACCUCAUUGCUGGCUCAGCCGAGGAGGCGCAGUGCUGGGUCCAGGGCCUGCGCCAGCUCAUUGAGGUGGCCACCAGCAUGGACCAAAGGGAGAAGAUAGAUCAGUGGAUUCGUGACUGGUUCCAGAAGGCUGACAAGAACAAGGACGGGCGCAUGAACUUCAAGGAGGUGCAGCGUCUCCUCAAGAUGAUGAAUGUGGAUAUGAACGAGGACCAUGCCCUGCGGCUCUUCCAGGAUGCUGACAAGUCAGAGUCGGGGACGCUGGAAGGGGAGGAGUUUGUGCUCUUCUACAAGGCUCUCACACAACGCGAGGAGGUGCUGAGCCUCUUCCAGGACUUUUCCGAGGAUGGGAAGAAGCUGACCCUGCUGGAGCUGGUGGAUUUCUUGCGGCAGGAGCAGCUGGAGGAUGAGGGCACAGAGGAGUUGGCCAUGGAGCUCAUUGACAAGUAUGAACCAUCUGAGACAGCCCGGGCUCGCCAUGUGCUGAGUGCCGAUGGGUUCCUCAUGUACCUCUGCUCCCCGGAGGGCUCCAUCUUCAAUCCCCAGCACCGGGCACUGUGGCAGGACAUGAGCCAGCCCCUCUGCCAUUACUUCAUCUCCUCCUCCCACAACACUUACCUGAUAGAGGACCAGAUCCGGGGCCACAGCAGCAUCGAGGGCUACAUCAGGGCUCUGAAACGGGGCUGCCGGUGCCUGGAGGUGGAUUGCUGGGACGGGCCGAAUGGGGAGCCUGUGGUGUACCACGGCCACACCUUCACCUCCAAGAUCCCCUUCCGGGAGGUGGUGAGCACCCUGGGCAAGUAUGCCUUCAAGACCUCAGAUUACCCAGUGAUCCUCUCCCUGGAGAACCACUGCAGCAUGGAGCAGCAGGAAGUCCUGGCCCAGCAGCUCAAGACAAUCCUGGGUGAACAGCUCCUCACCACCACCAUCGAUGGGCGAGUUCCUGCCCAGCUCCCAUCCCCAGAGGACCUGAAGCACAAGAUCUUGCUGAAGGGGAAGAAGAUUGGGCGGCUGGAGGACGUGCUGGAUGGGCCAGAGGAUGAGGCACACGAUGUGUCCGAUGAUGACAACGGGGCAGAAGCAGAGGAGGAGAAGCGGAGGAUGAAGAAGGACAAGGAGACCCUGGCGCAGGUACUGUCUGACUGCGUUGUCUACUGCAAGAAUGUGUCCUUCCGGGGCUUCCAGGAGGCCCGCGGCCGCUCACGGCCCUCUGAGAUCUCCUCACUCUCCGAGGCCAAGGCUAGGAAGCUCAUCCGGGAUGCAGGGAAUGAGUUUGUGCGCCAUAACAGCUGGCAGCUGACGCGCAUCUACCCCAGCGGGAUGCGGACUGACUCCUCCAACUACAGCCCCCAGGAGAUGUGGAACGUGGGGUGCCAGAUUGUGGCCCUGAACUUUCAGACAGCUGGCAUGGAGAUGGACCUGUGUGAUGGGCUCUUCAGCCAGAAUGGCUGCUGUGGCUAUGUGCUCAAACCACCUUUCAUGAGAGAUGAGGAGACUCUCUUCAACCCCAGUGACCCUGGCAGCCGGGAGGGCCCUGGCCCCAUCACUCUGACAAUCCAGGUCAUCAGUGGGCAGCAGCUGCCCAAAGUGUCCAACAGCAAGGAGGGAGCCAUCAUCGACCCACUAGUGCGUGUGGAGAUCCAUGGGGUCCCUGCUGACCAGGCACACCAAGAGACCAAGUACAUUGAAAACAAUGGGUUUAACCCCCGCUGGGAUGAGACGCUCCAGUUCCAGCUCCAUGUUCCCGAGCUGGCCCUAGUGCGCUUUGUGGUGGAGGACUACGACAAGACAUCCAGGAACGACUUUGUGGGCCAGUUCACCCUGGCCUUCAGCAACAUUAAACCUGGCUACCGCCACAUCCAUCUCCUCUCCAAGGAUGGCACCCACAUUCCACCCUCUUCACUCUUUGUCCACGUUCGCAUCAGCAAGCCACCUGACCCUGAGCAGGACAGCUCAUGAGGUGAGCAGUACUUGGACAGAAGCCAUAGACCUGGCCCUGAGUGGCUGGGGCCACAGAGCCAACUACACCAACCUCCUGUUGAACCGUUUGUGUCAUCCUUGUGUCAUCGUUGCUGCUGUGUCCCUCUUAGCAGUAGCCCUAAGGCCUGGAAAAAGGCACUGAUCACCUUCCCAGGUUUGGGACGCUGCCUCCCCUGCAUGAAUGCAGGGCUUGUGCUGGUGCAGCCCUUCUCUGCUCACAGGCACAGCUUGGUUGUGAGGAGGAGAGAUGGUGCACGGUCCUGCCCUGGCUCUGCUGCAGGGGCUGGUCCCCCUUGGCCAGGGAGACAAGGCUGAAGAUGGGCAAACCCCAGGGCUGAGCAGAGCUCAUAGAGGAGUCAAUCCUCACUGUGCCCUGACUGUGCAGAGCCUCAUCAGAGCCCCCCUGCCCCUCCUCACCCCUGAAAUGUCCUUUCUCUGUAAGCGACCUAAUAAAUGGUUUGGUGACAGUCA